This is a messenger RNA of Benincasa hispida (wax gourd), 2514 nucleotides long. RefSeq names its product RNA-binding (RRM/RBD/RNP motifs) family protein. The record is from RefSeq and is a predicted model, not a curated record. NCBI's taxonomy places the organism in Eukaryota, Viridiplantae, Streptophyta, Magnoliopsida, Cucurbitales, Cucurbitaceae. Gene Ontology annotation, molecular function: RNA binding.
CACCAUUCGUUCCACUCCUCUUCGUGUCCGUCGUCGUUCCAAGCCUCGGAUUAGGGUUUAGCUUCACCCUCUUAUUCUUCUUCAACUUCUACUCUACACUUCCAGCGACCGCCUUCUUCCUCUCCUAUACGCCAUGGACGUCACCAAGAAGCGGAGGAUGGACGAAAAUGGUGUUGACUCCUCCGAUAAUUCUUUCUCAAGAAUUACCCCUGAAGACGCCCGCAAAAUCAUUGAUCGUUUCAGUCCCGACCAGCUUAUCGAUAUUCUACAAGAUGCCGUUUCGCGUCACUUGGAUGUUCUUGAUGCGGUACGAUCGAUUGCCGACCGAGAUGUCUCCCAGCGAAAGCUGUUUAUUCGGGGUCUUAGUUGCGAUACAAGUACAGAAGGUUUGCGUUCUCUCUUUUCCUCUUAUGGCGAGCUUGAAGAAGCUGUUGUUAUCAUUGACAAGGCAACCGGGAAAUCAAAAGGCUACGGCUUUGUGACUUUUAAGCAUGUUGAUGGUGCUAUACUCGCUUUGAAGGAACCGAGCAAGACAAUUGAUGGACGCGUUACGGUGACGCAGUUGGCUGCGGUGGGAAUUUCCGGGCAGAAUUCCAACGCUGCGGACUUGUCGUUGAGGAAAAUUUAUGUGGCGAAUGUUCCGAUGGAUAUGCCGGCCGAUAAAUUGUUGGCACACUUUUCGCUGUAUGGGGAAAUUGAGGAGGGUCCGCUAGGGUUCGAUAAGCAGACGGGUAAAUGUAGAGGUUAUGCUUUGUUUGUGUACAAAAAGCCCGAGGGUGCUCAGGCAGCUCUGGUGGAUCCUAUCAAGACGAUUGACGGAAGGCAGUUGAGUUGUAAAUUCGCUAACGAUGGGAAGAAAGGGAAACCUGGUGGUGGGCCGGAUGGAAUUCAAACGCAGGGGGCAGGUCAGGGAAACGUGCAUGGUGAUGGUAUGCCAAUGGCUCCUCCUUCGGCAAUGCCAGGUUCAGGCGGACAAUAUGGUGGGCCGGCAGGCAUGGGGUCAUAUGGAGGCUUUUCUAGUGGGCUUCAAGGAGCGCCACUGCCUCAUCAUCCCCUCAACUCGUCAAUGGGGCCGGGACUAUCUUCUGUCGGUGGUCAGGCUCCAUCUUCGUUGGGAAGCUCCGGUGGGUAUGGUGGCGGACCAUAUGGUGGUGGGUACGGCGGGCCUGGGUCCUCAAUUUAUGGCGGUAUGGGAAGUGUAGGUGGGGGUUUGGGUGGUUCUGGAGGUGGAUUGGGCGGAGCUGGGGGUGCUUCAUCUCUGUAUAGAUUGCCACAAAGUUCGGUUGGAAUGCCUUCUGGUGGUUAUCCGGAUAGUGGGCAUUAUAGCAUGUCAUCAGCAUCCGGGCACCCAAAUCAGCACCAUCAACCGGCGGGAACAUCACCAGCACCACGUGUUCCGCCUGGAGGAAUGUAUCCCAACGUGCCACAAUAUUACUGAGUUGUUGCUCUUCUGCCGCGGACUUCGAAUCCUUGGCAGCUCUUGUUGUUGUUGUUGUUGUUGUUGUGGUUCUUUAACUUCUCUUCCGUUGCAUACUUCUGGAAUGAUUCUUUCUUUGUGGAUCCAAUGAAAGAAGUAGGAAUCCAUGGUGGAUCUGUUGGCUGAAUUUGGUAGUGUUUUGUAUGUCCAUACUGUGUGUGGAUCCAUUUCUAUUGCUGCUCUGCUAUGUCUAUCUGUCUUGAAGAAAGUUGUUGGAGCAACAAAGUUUUGUGGGGCUUGGAUUUUUUGAUGGUUUGGUUUUCAGAUAUGGAUUGUAGAGAUGAUAAUUUUCGUUUUUGAGGUGUUUAUUUGUAUUCAUUGAUUCUCAAGUGCAUAAUUGAGUUGGAUGGUUGGACCAAAUACAUGUGUGCACAGUGAUAGACUGAGUUAGUUUUUGGUACAGCCAAGCUCUGUUUAUUUUUUUUGUCGUGGGCGGCUUGCUUGAUGGGGGUGGGUGGUGGGUGGUGGUAUGUUUUAUGGAUGACGACGACAAGUUUUGCUUCUCAUUGCCACCUUUUCACUCUAUUUUGUUCAUAUUUUUGUUGAAGUGAAAUUUGUAAGAUGGAUGUUAGAAACUCUGAGGUUUUAUUAUGAUGAUGUUUGCAAGUCGUUUUGGAAUGACUUUUGAAGUGAUAGAGGAAUGUUUUAUUAGAUUAUGUUUUGUCUCACAUAAUAUUUGGGCUUUGUGUUUUGGUUUUGUGUUUGGUGGAAUAUGAAAUGAGAUGAGAAUUGAGAAAUGGACAUCAUCAUCCCACUGGCACCUGUUUGUGGAGGGCUUAAAGUUAAUAUCACACUCAAGAAGACUUCACAUUAAAAUUGCUGCUCAAAUUUCACAAAUCCUUUCUAAAGCCAACCCAUUCAUGAAGAAAGCUCAUUCAGUUGACCGCCUUGCUUCUCCCUGUAAUCUACUGCUUUCCUUUCCUUUCCUUUCCUUUCCUUUUUUUUAAGGGGUGAAAUUAUGGAUUAUAUAAUUAUUUGUUUUAUUUGUUAGAAACCUUUUGAUUGGAUGUUAAUACUAUAUAAACUUAUGAAUCAAA